Molecule: messenger RNA, 201 nt
Organism: Mesorhabditis spiculigera
Lineage: Eukaryota; Metazoa; Nematoda; Chromadorea; Rhabditida; Rhabditidae
Source: the annotation of a GenBank genome assembly
AUGAAUCGGAAAAAUGAGCAACAUGUCGUCCAAUUGGAAAAGGAGCGCUGCAAGCGCCCGGCCACGACCGGCCAGCCGAAGAUGCGCAGCGCGCGCAGCAUUGCCGAGGAGAUUAUCCGCAAGCAACAGGCGAAGAUGAGCAUCUUUGACUGGCAGUACUGGGCCCUCCACGUCCACCACAUCAUCAACCGCUUCCUCCAC